AACGAAACCGGAAAUCGCAGCUCUUUUGCUAAUUCCGAGUCUCUUCUCUUCCGUCUCGAUCCAACCGCCGUCGCCGCCAUCGACGUCGACGUGAACCUCACCUGCAUCCAUAUCUAGCGCCUAGGGUUUUAGAGAUAUGAACUGGAUUCAACGUAAGAUCUAUCUCUACAAUGUCACUUUUGGACUCUAUAUGUUGGAUUGGUGGGAGCGCUACCUUUUCAGUAUCCUUUUCUGCAGCUAGAUCUAUGGGAAGUAACGAAAUGAAGUUUGCUUAAUUGUAUCAUCUUAACCCAUUUGACAUCUACCCAACAAGAGAAUGAAGCAUGGAGAUUUUGUUGGUUUCCUAUGGUAGAAUGGUGUUGAUGUUAUGAUAUAAUAUUGAGCUAUCCUGUUUAUAGACUUUUGAGAUCAGAUACUUUGGUGAUCAUGUUGAUGUGGUUCAUUUUCUACAACAGCUCCCGAUAUGUUACUGAAUUUUGCAAGAGCUAUGCAGGCCUUACUUUCAAGCAAAGUGAACACACUUUCAACAGUUUUGGUGAUGCUACUUAAGGCGUUUAUCUUCAAAGAUAGAAGCAGGCUUGCCUUGAAGGAUCAUAGUGAAGAUUUUAGUAUGAAGUAGUUUUCGAUUGAAAUUGUGUUUGUCAAUAUAAUGUAUAUCAUUCUCGUAAGGAUUUAUUGCCAGCAUUUCAACUGCUGUUGUAGUAAUUCUUGGCAGUUUACUAGCACAAACGAGCUUCUGUGCUUCACUUGUUUAGCACACUAGCUACCUUCUCAUUUGCUAGAACCGAUCUUUUUCCACCCUUAGGGCUCGUUUAGCAAUGUUGUUGCUUUUGGUUUUUGUUUUUACUUUUUGACAGCUAACACUAUAUAUAGUUAUUGCUAAAUACUUAUAUGAGAAUUUUGUUUUAUAAUUUAAAUUGUAUUAAAUUGUAAAAUAAAUC
Rubroshorea leprosula is the source of this 941-nucleotide messenger RNA. NCBI's taxonomy places the organism in Eukaryota, Viridiplantae, Streptophyta, Magnoliopsida, Malvales, Dipterocarpaceae. The record is from the annotation of a GenBank genome assembly.